AUGCCCCUGACGAGAUUUGUUGCUGAUGCACUUGGUGUGGUGACGAUUUGCCUUGUUGGUGCUCUGGUUCUUCUGGGUUUAUUUUGCACCAUUUAUUCAUUUUACUUCCACAAUCGUGUCCACGGUCAAGUCUGGUGGGGCACUGGAGAGAUUCUUCGGUUGAAUCUAUUAAGACGCGACGGUAGAGUCUUGGAUGCCCUCAAUUUGAAAUGGCAGGAGACGAGGUCUGGAACUUUAAGCCCGAAAUGGAAUGCAAAAACAGCUGGUUAUGUUCUUCUAUGUUGUCUCCCUAUGUUUGUUCUUCAGCUCGUUGUUAUUUUAAUUGGACCAGAGUACAACAAGGAGAAUCGCUGGCACAAACUACCUCCUUAUUUCAUCAAAGCAGCUGCUGCUUCUAAGACCAAGGACAAUGAUAAUGUUGCCCUCUGCACUUACCCGCUGUUGAGUACCAUCUUCCUUGGACUUUUUGCCACCAUUCUAACUACAUACUUGUUCUGGCUUGGGAGGCGAAUUCUUCAUUUAGUAAUCAAUAAGGGUUUGCAAAAGAGAGUGUAUGCAUUAAUCUUUUCUUUUUCUAGUUUUCUUCCCUUGAGAGUUACUCUUCUUGGUUUAUCGGUCCUAUUUGAGCCAGAAAAACUUUUGUUUGAUGCCAUUGCAUUCUUGGCUUUUCUUUCUCUUCUAUGUUGUGCGGGGGUGGGUAUCUGCACACUCGUAUACCUUCCUGUUGCGGAUUCCUUAGCCUUACAGACUGUACAAAGAGAUAUGGAGUCUAGGAGGACUAGUGACUUGUACAAUGACACCAUUUCACUAAUUGCUAAUCAAAGCCCUCUUGAAGAAAGUGCGAUAAGAAUUCCCAGAGGGAGCUUGGAUACUUCAGUUUCUUUCAGCACAACAGAAAAUGAAGAAGUAGCCUUUGUGGAGCUGAGCCGCUUCACUUCUAUUCUGCAUUCACCCCAACUGCACCAAGUUCAUGGACCCUAA
Fraxinus pennsylvanica is the source of this 981-nucleotide messenger RNA. Lineage: Eukaryota; Viridiplantae; Streptophyta; Magnoliopsida; Lamiales; Oleaceae. The record is from the annotation of a GenBank genome assembly.